Molecule: messenger RNA, 829 nt
Organism: Hibiscus syriacus
Lineage: Eukaryota; Viridiplantae; Streptophyta; Magnoliopsida; Malvales; Malvaceae
Product: ras-related protein RABA1f-like
Exons: 2
Coding region: 154-807 (217 amino acids)
Cellular component (GO): endosome
Molecular function (GO): GTPase activity; GTP binding
Source: RefSeq, a predicted model, not a curated record
AAAAGGCGUUUCUUCUUCCUUUUCUUGUUUUGUUUUGUUCUCGUGUUUCUUUUUAAAUAUACUUUUGUUUGUCAAUUGAAGACAACAUCGGAGAACACAAAAACAGGGAACAAGAACAAGAGGAGAGAGAGGCAAAAAAAGAGAGAAGACAAAAUGGGACAUUACAGAGCUGAUGAGGAAUAUGAUUACUUGUUUAAACUGGUGUUGAUAGGGGAUUCUGGUGUUGGGAAAUCCAACCUUUUGACUAGAUUUACAAAAAACGAGUUCACCCUUGACUCUAAGCCUACAAUUGGAGUAGAGUUUGCAACUCGCAAUAUUCAUGUCGAUAAUAAGGUUGUUAAAGCUCAGAUUUGGGACACUGCUGGCCAAGAAAGAUAUCGUGCAAUAACCAGUGCAUAUUACCGUGGUGCUCUUGGUGCUUUACUAGUCUACGAUGUUACCCGUAAUUUUACAUAUGAAAGCAUAGAAAGGUGGCUGAAGGAACUCAGAGAACACACCGAUGACAACAUCGUGAUUAUGUUGGUCGGAAACAAGUCGGACUUGCGCCAUUUGCGAGCUGUUCGGACAGAGGACGGCAAGGCUUUUGCUGAGAAUGAGAACAUUUAUUUCAUGGAAACAUCUGCACUCGAGUCUCACAAUGUUGAGAAUGCGUUCGCCGAAGUGCUGACCCAUAUGUAUCAUCUUGCAAAGAGGAAGGCUCUUGAAGUUGGAGAUAACUCGGAAGCUUUGCCGAAAGGCCAAACGAUCAAUGUUAGAUUGAAUGACGAUGUGUCGGCCAUGAAAAAAGCAGGAUGUUGCUCGUCUUAACCGCAGGCUUUGAAAAUUUUAU